ACGUGGAGACRAUGAGGAGAUGAUGUCGAGGAGGACGUGCUCAGGAGAUGACAUAGAGAUUACGUGGGGAUGAUGUGGAGAUGGCGAUGACGUGGAUUAUGGAGAUGGCAAGGAUAGCACGUGGCGAUGAUGUGGCGAAGACCGAAAGGAUAUUGGCGGAGAUCCUUGGUCCCGACAACUCGGUAGCUGAGCUCCAAGACCGCCUUCAACGGGUGGAGCAGCGACCAGUCGCCGCCGCCGACGCAGGCUCUUCCAACACUGCCGACCGCCUCACCGCAUUGGAGAUGCACGUCGGCUCCCUCCAAGAUGGCGCACAGUUACAGCAGACCGCGACGCAACAAUUACAGCAGCGGAUCUGCACUACGGCCACCACCUCGAGUCCGGAGCCGAGCGAGACAACUCCUAAGUUCAAUGGGCAGGAGAUCUUCCACGACUCAAUCAAGACAGAUCCGAUUCCAUGGUUUCGCAAGUUUGAUCUCACGCUGCAGCUCCACAACGUCAAGGAAAACAAGCACCAUGCUUACUUGUACUCUCGCUCAGGGGGCGCGUGUCAGGCAUGGUUGGACAACUUGUUGUCCAAGUACGGAGUGGUAGGAGUGGACUUGCACACCAUGAUCAGCUGGGAUGAUCUGAAGGCGGCGUGGCACAAGUGGUUCCAGGUGGAGCCGCCAGAGAUCAAAGCCAUGGACAAGCUUAUGGUCCUGGAGCACGGCUCAGUGCCGAGUACAGACUGGAUCGCCGAGUACCAACGCUUGACGUCAGUCCCAGACAUCCAGAUGGGCUUCAAGGCCAUCCGCCACUAUUUCAUCUCGAGGUCGUGUCCGGCAUUGAGCAAUGCCCUGACGCAUGUCGAGGACACCUUGACGACGACGGCGGAACUAUUCGACAAGGCUGUGCAGAUCAUCGUUACGAACAAGGAGGCCAAGAACCUCCGUUCUUCUGCGUCAGGCCCGAGCGGGAACCAUUAUCGGCCACGAGUGGCCGUGGUCGCAGCGGCAGCGCCGUUAGACCAAACUAGCGAGGCUGCGUCUGCCAGUGAAGGAGAUAGAUUCGCAGCCGCCCGGGAAGGCUGUUUGCCGGGACCGCAAUGCGCAACACUUAGCGCUCAUCUCCACACUUACCUUUCCUUCUAUGCACCACCAACUUCACCGACGGAUGACGAAGUCGCGGUGGGGGACAUCCUCGCGUAUGUUAUCAAGGUGGCCCACGAGUUUCGCACGCAGCGGUACGAUAACAACAAUGCACCGCUCAUGUAUGUCCGCAUCCAGGUUGGGCAAGCAUCCUGCAGCGCUUUGCUGGAUAGCGGCGCGACUCGCAACUUCAUGAGCCAGUCUUUUAUGCAAAGAGCUGCCCUUGGCGCAGAAGUUUGGAGAAAGGAAAACCCGACGGCGAUCAAGUUGGCGGAUGGAAAGACGCAGCAACUACUCGGCCGUUACAUCGAGGUCGUACCAGUCUACUUCGCACCUCAUGCAUGCGAACCAGUGACAUUCGAUAUUCUCGACACGGACUUCGACAUCAUUCUGGGAAUGCCUUGGCUUGCAAGUGCGGAUCAUACGGUCAACUUCCAUCGGCGGACUCGUAACGUUCGCGACGCCUUCGGCGCGGAAGUGGCGUGUACGAUUCCUCUACCGCACUCUUCGAUCCGGUGCCAAGUGGUGACGRCCAAAUCAUUCCGGGCGACUUGUGCUUACGAGCAGCCCGAGGAGAUCGGCAUAUGUUUCCUACGGACCGUCGCGAUAGCCGACUCUUCACCCACGGACUUGUCUUCAGACCCCCGUGUGGUACGGUUGCUGGAUGAGUUCGCCGACAUCUUCGAGUCACCUACCGGUGUGGUGCCGGGUCGGCCGAUCUCUCACGAGAUCAUUCUUGGGGCCGGUGCCGUGCCGCCGAAAGGUUGCAUCUAUCGGAUGAGCGAGGAGGAUCUUGAGGUACUCCGCACACAACUUGAUGAUUUGUUGGCCAAGGGCUGGAUCCGCCUGAGUAGCUCCCCAUAUAGAGCACCAGUUCUCUUCGUCAGGAAGAAGAACAAGGAUCUACGAUUGUGUAUCGACUACCCCAAGCUCAAUGCGCAAACCGUCAAGAAUGCGGGGCCUCUUCCUCGCAUCGACGAUCUUCUCGAGCGGCUGGGCGGUGCGAAGUAUUUUUCCAAGUUGGAUUUGAAAUCAAGUUAUCAUCAAAUCUCGAUUCAGCCGAAUGAUCGCURUAAAACYKMAUUCAAGACGCGGUACGGGCAUUUUGAGUGGGUGGUCAUGCCUUUUGGCCUCACCAACGCCCCGGCGACAUUCCAGGCGGCGAUGACCAAUGAGUUCCGUGCAAUGUUGGACCGGUUCGUGCUGGUCUACUUAGACGAUAUUCUCCAAGAGCUGGAAUACUUGGGUCAUUUUGUCACACCGGAGGGCAUCAGUCCGCUAUCGGACAAGAUUCACGCCGUCAAAGCGUGGCCGGAGCCUCGGAACGUCACGGAUGUUCGCUCGUUCCGCGGUCUUACCGGCUACUAUCAACGCUUAAUCAAAGGCUACUCCAAGAUCGCGGCCCACUUGAACAAGCUUCAGUGCGAGGAUAGGCCGUUUGACUUUGGAGAGGAGGCGCGGGGAUCAUUCCUCGCUCUCAAAGCCGCGCUAUUGUUCGCGGAGGUCUUGCGAAUAUACGCCCCGCUCGCGCCUACACGUGUCACUACGGAUGCAUCAGGCUAUGACAUUGGUGCAGUCCUCGAGCAACAUGAUGGUGUGGACUGGCACCCGGUCGAGUACUUCAGCAAGAAAGUUUCACUCGUGCAUUCCAUUGACGAUGCACCCAAGAAGGAGCUCCUUGCCUUCGUCCACGCGCUCAAGCGGUGGCGGCACUUCCUCCUUGGUCGAAGCCAAUUUCACUGGGUAACGGACAACAAUCCGUUGGUCUUCUACAAGACCCAAGACACCCUCGACUUCUUUCCUGAUCACAUUCCCGGGAAGUCGAACCGUUUUGCAGAUGCUCUUUCACGGCGUCCGGAUCAUUGUAUCGCGGUCUACUCGACUUUCGAGAUUGACGAUGACCUGCGGAACAGCUUCAUCCGCGGCUACCAAGCCGACCCCGAGUUUCGCGACAAGUACGCGAAUUGCUCCUCUCCUAAUCCGACUCCUUCUCACUACCGGAUCCAAGAGGGGUACUUGCUUGUCCACACGCGGGGGAAGGACUUUCUUUGUGUACCGAGUGAUCCUCACUUGCGUACACGGCUUCUUGGCGAGUUCCACGACGCUCCCGCCACUGGACACAUUGGAGUCAAUCGCACGAUUGGCCGACUUCGCCAGCGAUUUUGGUGGCCAGGCCUUCUCGGCGACGUCACGCGCUAUUGCGAGUCAUGCGAGGUUUGCCGACGCUGCAAAUCCCGCAACCACCGUCCGUACGGCGAGUUACGACCAUUGCCUGUCUUGUUGAGGCGAAGGGAAGCGAUUGCCAUGGACAUCACCGGCCCGUUCCCCAAGCACAAGACCGGAGUGGAUGGGAUUCUCACGGUGGUUGACCGACUCACCAAGUUCGCCAUGUUCUUGCCUUGUCGCUAUCAUGCCAAGGCACCGGAGUUGGCCGAGGUUCUGUACGCCGGUGGGAUUCGCACCAAGGGUCACCCCAAGGAGAUCGUCUACGACCACGACACUCGCUUCAUGUCCGGUUUUUGGUUGGUGCUCAUCAAGCGAUGGGGCUCAUCUCUCAAGCCCAGUUCAGCUCGCCACCCUCAGACCGAUGACCAGACGGAGAGGGCGCAUCAAACCGCACAGGUUCUCCUUCGCACUCUCAUCCGCCCCGACCAGAAAGACUGGGUUGAGCGACUCCCGGACGUUGAGUUGACCUACAACUCUUCCAUCCACCCGGCUAUUGGGAUAUCGCCCUUCGAGUUUGAGCACGGCUCAGCACUGGAAGGGGUAUGAGUGGAAGGCCCCGAGCUGACAGGGCAGAUAAAAGGGCUCAUUGAAU
Molecule: messenger RNA, 3948 nt
Organism: Chara braunii
Lineage: Eukaryota; Viridiplantae; Streptophyta; Charophyceae; Charales; Characeae
Source: the annotation of a GenBank genome assembly